AUGGAGGAAACAACUGCCAUAAUGAGGAGCCUAUGGAUCAGAAGAAAAGCUUUUAUUUUCGAAAAGAAUCUCACUAGUCCAAGUUGUGUCAUCAGAUCAGCAAAGAAUGCCUUGAAUGAGUUUCAUCAAGUACAGGUUUUGUUAGAGGAACAGAAGGGGAAUAGAAGUGCAGUGGGAGGGGAGAAAAGAUGGCUGCUACCAGAACAAAAUAUGAUAAAGGCUAACUGGGAUGCUGCUUUGGAUGUUAAAGCAAGAAAGAUGGGAGCUGGUGUUAUAAUCAGAAAUGAGAAGGCAGAGGUCAUGGCAACUUGUAAUAUACAAAAACGAAAUGUGGUAGAACUAGCUCUAGCAAAGUGUUAUGCUUUGAGAAAAGCAAUGGAACUUUGUAAGGAUCUAAAUUUUGACAAAGUAACUUUUGAGGGUGAUGCACAGGUUGUUAUAAACGUUGUGAAUGAUCCAAUUGAAGACCCGCCUUUCAAUGGAAGUAGUAUUCAAGAGAUGAAGAUGGUGCUUAAAGGUUGGCAAGGAUGGAAAGUCCAAUAUUCACAUAGAGAUACUAAUGUAGUAGCUCACAAGCUACAAAAAGCUGCUCUACAUUUUGAAGAGGAGAAAGUGUGGAUAGAAGAAGCUCCAAUAUUUGUUUUAAAUAGUUUACAGAUUGAUAAACAUUGUAUUGAUCAACCAAUCUAUAUGAAUGAAUGA
This is a messenger RNA of Juglans microcarpa x Juglans regia, 702 nucleotides long. RefSeq lists its product as uncharacterized. Lineage: Eukaryota; Viridiplantae; Streptophyta; Magnoliopsida; Fagales; Juglandaceae. The transcript has a single exon. The coding region runs from base 1 to 702 and encodes 233 amino acids. The record is from RefSeq and is a predicted model, not a curated record. Gene Ontology annotation, molecular function: RNA-DNA hybrid ribonuclease activity; nucleic acid binding.